Messenger RNA from Pyrus x bretschneideri (Chinese white pear), 906 nucleotides. RefSeq lists its product as uncharacterized. The record is from RefSeq and is a predicted model, not a curated record. The transcript has 7 exons. The coding region runs from base 96 to 602 and encodes 168 amino acids. NCBI's taxonomy places the organism in Eukaryota, Viridiplantae, Streptophyta, Magnoliopsida, Rosales, Rosaceae.
AACUCGCCACUCCAGCGGCCUCAAUAUCAGCAAGGAUGAAGUGAUCGUCGGCGCCGCGGCCUGAGUUCGAGCGGAGUUCGGUCUGCUUGGCGAGGAUGGUUCAUAAUUUCAUCGAAGAAAGCAACGAGAAGCAGCCUCCGCCGAAAUGUGAACGGAACCGCUGCAAUUGUUUUCACAGCAACAGCAAUGACAGCUCCGACGACGAGCUCGAUAUAUUCGGUGGAGUUUUCGGUGAUUCAAUCUCCUCCGGUUCGUUCGGUGGCUACGCCUCCGAUAUUCUUAAGAGUCUGAUUCCAUGCGUGAGCGUCUCGGAGAGAAACCUCCUGGCCGAUACGGCGAGGAUCGUCGAAGCAAACAAGAAUCUCAAACAAAAAGACGAUUUGAGGAAGAUGGUCACCGACGGACUGCAAUCCCUCGGCUAUGAUUCCUUCACCUGCAAAUCCAAAUGGGAGAAAUUGUCAUCUUUCCCUGCCGAAAAGAAGACAAAGGAUAAGCACAAAAGUAAACAUCACAAAGGCGAUCGCCUCUCAAAAAUAUGGGAACUGAGAGAGCGGCAACAGAUAGUUUCCAUGGAUACCUACCAGAACUUGAAUCAAUGGUAACGUAUAAAUUAUUGUUCUCUUUGGAAGCUUCUUUCCAGCCUUGACCUUCUUUUUGCCUGGUGCCUUCUCAUUGAGUAUUUGAGGAGCAUUAAAACACAGGGAGUACUGAUGUACUGAUUUUCUCGGAUUUUUUUUGUCCUUGCAGGAUUUUUGGUCUUUGAAAUGGGUCUCCACCCCACAUUCACAAGUUCAAAUUCCAUAGAAGUCGGUUCUGCAGAUUGCUUCUGCAAUUAGAUCAGAGAUCAACCACUCUUUUGUUAUCCUGCGGAAGAUUGCUUUUGGGAAGGAUCUGAAGCAGUUCCUC